GCGAUGUCGAGAGCUCAAGCUGAAUCUGUUAUCAAGAACAUUAUCCGAGAGAUAGCUCAAGAAUGUGCAGUGAAAGGUCAAGCUGUUAGCGAGACUCUGGUGGCUUUCAUGGUCAAGGCGGUUGUUUUAGACCCCGACAACCAGUUUAAUGUUGAGCGAACUCUAACGAAGGACGAUGUGCAGAAACUCAUUAAAACAUGUGUAGAUCGACUUCUGAUGAGCGCAUCUCCAAGUCUCGAUACCAUCAAGAUGCAGGUUUACUUUGACAUGAACUACACUAACCGGAAUGAAUUCUUGGAAGAACACAAAAGAGUUCUGGAGUCCAGAUUGCAACCGGUGAUGAGAGAGAUAACAGACAGCCGAGCUAGGACGAGAGAGGAACUGGAGGGACUCUACCGCAAAAUUGUCAGCUGUGUUCUUCUCAGGUCAGGGCUAGGUUCCCCCACUGAUAUAUCAGUAGUGAGAGAAGCAACUGCAGCUCUCCAGAGCGUGUUCCCUCAAACCGAGCUGGGCACGUUCAUGUCUCUUACCAAGCGAGACAAGGAGCGCCAGCUACGUGAACUAACUCAGAUAGUGACAGGUAUCCGGUUAUUUAACAAGGAAUGUGGUAAAGGUGGAGAGGGUAUUGACAACCUGCCCUCCAUCCUCAACGAAGCAAUCCCUUCCGCUACCAUGAACAUUGAGAACGAACUGAAUAGUACCCGACUGUUCAUAUCACGGUACACGGCGCUGAUCGAACGACAGAAUGCGGAGCUGCUGGAGGAACCUGAACCAGAUAUGCUGCGUCAAGCUGUUAUCAAUUGUAGACAACACGAGGCGUUUUUAAAGGUGCUGCUGAACGAUGUUGUUGUGGCAACAGAUCAAGUGAACACGUUGGAGAGGGAUUUGAGGUCGGUGCUGAUUCAGCUGCAGAACACUAUUCAGAGCAAAACGGCUGUCCCAACUAACCAGGUAUACCCUAAGUUCAUCUCGCUGGCUAAGAUAUGGACUGGGUUCCAGGACGAGAUGGUCCUUCUCUCCGUUAUCAGCAACAUCCAGGCCAACUUGGAGCCCUUCACUCGGUCUCACAAGGAAGUGUUGCCAGAUAGUAUCUUACAACCCCUCCUCACGGGCCUUAUCUUGAGGAGUGACGAGGAGAGGAUAACUGAAACCAGUGGUCUGGAGGGUCGGGUGGAACACGCACCUCACUUUAAAAACUUGGAAUUCCUGUUUCCGGAAACAACCCGGAACUUCAGUCAGCUACCACUUCAGUACAAGGGCUUCUGCGGGUUUAGCAUCGCCGUCCACGACAGACUUCUAUUACCAGGUAAUCCUCUUAUUGGGGUACUGAGGUACAAGGAUCACUUCUUCUGUUUUACUUCUAAAGAAGCAGCUGUCAAGUUUGCUGCUGACCCAGACCGGUACAUAGCGCACAUAGCAGAAGCAGCUAAGCGGUCCCCAGAGUUGAUCCAGCUGCUGGAACUUCACAUGCAGUUCAGUACGAUUACUCCGUACGGUAAAAGUGCAGAACCGGGUCACAUGAUAGAGAAACCUCUGACAAAAAGAGACUCUGGCAUUCAGACCGAGGUGCAUCCAAUAGAAUCUAACAUAGACCCGGACUACGAGUGGAAUGAGUGGGAAAUGAGGAGGAAGGCCAUAAAGUUAGCUAAUCUGAGAACAAGGAUCACCCACAGUGUCCAGACUGACGGCAGCAACUUUAGGAGAAACAACGCUACACAGAUAUACCAACCAAAGACACAAGACACCCAAACUACACGAGUAAAGGGUACCAGUGUUCCCAAACCCAGCGUCUUUAUUGCUGGUCUCAGAGGUUGUAAGUCGGAGACUACCGAGGCCUAUAAAGUGGACUUAACUCUGGAUGUGGACACUCACAAUGACAUAUGUGAUUAGGCCAAUGUUGAUGUUUACUUUUAGUUAUCUCACCAAAUAGGUUUUGAUAUUCAGAUAAAAUACAGAAUGCCCCGUUAUGAGACCACAGCCAUUGCCGAUAAAGCGGCAUCAUAUUUUUAGAAUCAUUGAUUGCCACAUAUGGGCCAUUGAAAAAUGUAAAUAUUGUACAGAAUUUGUAGAUUUAAAACAUUUUUCUGAAAAUAAAAUUUCAUUUGCUAUAUAAUUUCCAUGUUUGUAAUUUACCCUGUGA
Bolinopsis microptera is the source of this 2140-nucleotide messenger RNA. Its product is annotated as cilia- and flagella-associated protein 206-like. Gene Ontology annotation, biological process: regulation of cilium beat frequency. Gene Ontology annotation, cellular component: ciliary basal body; axoneme. The transcript is spliced from 14 exons. Lineage: Eukaryota; Metazoa; Ctenophora; Tentaculata; Lobata; Bolinopsidae. The record is from RefSeq and is a predicted model, not a curated record. Bases 4 to 1890 code for a protein of 628 amino acids.